AUGGGUUCCCUACCCGCAUUCGACAUCUUCCAGCACAAGUCCACUACAUCUGACCAAGUGGUGCAAUCCCUUAUCCAGAAUGGAGUGGUUAUUAUUCGCAAUUUUGUGUCCCAGGAUGUGAUCGAGACUGUGCAAAAAGAUAUCGAACCAUCGCUCAAUCGCUUCUGCAACGAGUACCCGACUCACAAGCUUAAUGUUAUGGCCAAUACAGUCCGCGACUCCCGCACGUUUAUGGAGGCACUCGUAAUGCAUCCGCUCUUAGUAGAUGUUUGCGAUAGGAUACUCUCCGGCCGGUGUAAAAGCUGGUUUGGCCAAAAGUGUCGGGAGUUUGUGUCGAAAUCCCAAGUCUCGUCCAACUCAACCCUAGUGGCUAUGCCCGGGACCGAAAACCAGCCUCUACACCGUGAUGACGGGCUAUUUUUCAACGACGUUCCCGCUAUCAAGGCUUCUGAAUAUCAACCCGGAAGAGAUCGUGGUAUUGUUUGCUUCGUUGCUAGUACAAAGGCAACCAAAGAGAACGGGGCCACUCGAUUCAUCCCCGGGUCUCAUCUACAGGCGUCGACUCAACCGCCACCUGCCGACGAGACAACUGCGAAUAUUCACUACGCAGAGUUGGAACGCGGUGAUGCAAUGAUCAUGUUGAAUUCCUUGUAUCAUGGAGCGUCCGCCAACACAACAGAUAAGCCACGGGUUCUAUAUGCGGUCUCAAGGACGCAUGGGUAUAUUCGUCAGGAAGAGAACCAAUACCUUGCUAUCCCCAAGGAAACGAUGCUAUCGUUCCCUGAAGAGACGCAAAACUCGUUUGGGAUGUCUAUUGUAGGUCAAUUUCUGGGAUGGGUCGACUUGCAGUCCCCAGGGGAGUUUAUCAAGGGCACGCAAGCGACACGAGAUUGGACGUAUUGA
This is a messenger RNA of Aspergillus ochraceoroseus IBT 24754, 903 nucleotides long. RefSeq names its product phytanoyl-CoA dioxygenase family protein. Bases 1 to 903 code for a protein of 300 amino acids. The transcript has 2 exons. Lineage: Eukaryota; Fungi; Ascomycota; Eurotiomycetes; Eurotiales; Aspergillaceae. The record is from RefSeq and is a predicted model, not a curated record.